AUGAACGUUAGCCAAGGUGGUAGCAAGGUGAGCAACAUGGAUCCGAGGGGAUGCUAUGUGUGCGGGCAAGUUGGGCAUUUCGCUCGCGCUUGUCCGACUGUUGAGGAAACGAAAAGCAACAAUCUGUCUACCGUCACGUGUUUCUACUGUGGCAAGUUAGGACACUAUGCGAGCUCGUGUCCGUCGAAGCCGGCCAAACCGAACGCCCAAACUGUGAACCGUGCCCAGGCAGCGAACCAAGUGAAGGAACCCCCAGCGAAGAAGCAAGCAACCUCAGCAAAUGUUUUUGCUUUAGGAUUAGAGCCACAUAAACCUCAGCAGGCCGCGAAGGGCCCUAUAACAGGAACAUUACUUGUUGGUGGUAACCCCACACAUGUACUGUUCGAUUCGGGAGCGUCCAAUAGUUUUGUGACUCCCGAAGUGGUUGACAAGUUUGGAGACUUGUGUGAGGAGGAAGAGGUGAACAUCAACGUCUACACUGCUGGUAAUCAACCGCCUUUGAAGAAAGAAGAUGGGUCAAGGAAGUGUCGAUAG
Molecule: messenger RNA, 534 nt
Organism: Camelina sativa (false flax)
Lineage: Eukaryota; Viridiplantae; Streptophyta; Magnoliopsida; Brassicales; Brassicaceae
Source: RefSeq, a predicted model, not a curated record